Molecule: messenger RNA, 1364 nt
Organism: Lindgomyces ingoldianus
Lineage: Eukaryota; Fungi; Ascomycota; Dothideomycetes; Pleosporales; Lindgomycetaceae
Exons: 3
Coding region: 91-1281 (396 amino acids)
Biological process (GO): endoplasmic reticulum tubular network organization
Cellular component (GO): endoplasmic reticulum tubular network
Source: RefSeq, a predicted model, not a curated record
CCUUCACUCCACCACCACAAAUUAUGCUGCACACUCUGUAAAAGACAACGCCAAAAGCCCCGGAGAGCCGACUCUCUGACCCCCGGCGUUAUGGUAUAUUUUUGGCCUUGGAAGUCGAGCGAGGACGCUGCCUCUUUCGAGAAGACACUUUCCACCCUAACCACCAAGAUAUCUAAGACUGCUGCGAGAAAUGACGUGUUGCGACUCAGGUCACGGCGUGUCCGUGUUAUGUGGACUCUCUACGCUGGAUUUGCCUACAUUCUCGCUGCACUGCUCUUAGUUUUCGUGACAGGAUGGCGGGGUUGGGGCGUGGUUGAGGUAUCGAUCAUAUCUGGUGGACCUGUGGUGAUAUACAUCGUCCGCACCGCCAUGACUACAUACUACGACUACCGCAUAUCAAACACACAAUCCUACCUCGAAACCCUCCAUAAAGAACGAGAGGCCACAAUAGAGAGGCUGAAGGCUGCCACCAAGUACAAUUCGACCCAACAACUACUCGAGAAGUACGGGGCCUCCCCGAAGGCGAGGGAAUCCCCCUCCCCGGCAGCACGAAGGAAGUCGCAAGGCCUUCAGAAAUUCCCCCAGCCACAAGGGCCUCGUACUGGCAUUACUCCACCCCCAACAGCAAACAUCCCCCGACCUGGAAAUCUUUCACCCCCAGGAAACCAGCGUCCGUCUACCCCUCAGAGACCUGCCACGGCCGGUGCUUCCCCACAAACUCCCUGGCCGGGCCAAGCUCUACUCCCACAGGAAGUUCCAAGCGCAGAAUUCGCACCAAAUGCAUUUACCUCAGCAGAAUUAACACGGCAAUACUCAUCGUCAACGGCAGCAACGUUCACCCAAACACAUUGGUACGACAGAAUUCUAGACGCCCUUCUCGGAGAAGAUGAAGCACAGCCUAAAAACCGACUUGCCUUGAUCUGUAGCGAAUGCCGGCUCGUCAAUGGCCAAGCACCACCCGGAACCCGAACGCUUGAAGAUCUAGGUCGAUGGCGAUGUUGCGGGUGUGGAGCCUGGAAUGGCAACGACAAGGUCCAGGAAAACAUUGUAGCAGGCUUAGUUCAAAAUUGGGAAGCGGAACGGAAUACUAGAGAGAAAGAGCAGGGCGGAAGCACGGAAGGGGGAAUUGAUUCGGACAACAGGGAGACUGAAGAUGAUGGUGGGCUUGUGGUUGGCACUGACGAGGGAUCUGGUGUCGAUAUCGCAGAGGAGUCGAUUGAAGAGAGUGAGCCACCAGCAAGGUCUACGAGGAGUAAGGCCAAAGGCAAGGGGAGGAAGUAAAGUGUAUUAUUAGUGUGGUGAUAUGUCCCUAAAAACGAUACCACAACCUUCUAACUGAUAGUAAUUCAAACAGUGUAUUAUUU